AUGACAACUCUUCGGACCGAUGACUUGGACCAAAUUCUACAGGACCAAUUUACAAAUGAAUUUCGUAUUGGAUACACCAAAGUGCGCGGUUUUUGUUUACCAACGAGAUACGAAGUUUUUGCAGACGUAAUUGAAAACUUCGAAGUCAAGAAUGACGAUAUUUGGGUUUGCAGUUUUCCAAAGACUGGAACAACAUGGACUCAGGAAAUGAUCUGGAACGUCGCAAAUAAUUUAGACUUUGAAGGAGCCAAAGUUCACUUAUCCGAAAGGUUCCCCUUUUUUGAGUACUCCGUACUUUUUGAUUAUUUGCCUUACACAAAAAUUCAUCCGGAAGUGCAGUUACCUCUGUCAACUGUGGAUAGCGUGGAGUAUACGAAAAAUAAAGCUUCUCCAAGAUUCAUCAAAACUCAUUUACCUUUUGAUUUACUUCCACGCCAGAUUCGGACAGGCGAGAAAAAGCCGAAGAUUAUUUACGUGGCGAGAAAUCCAAAAGAUACCUGCAUCUCUUAUUUUCAUCAUUGUCAAAUAAUAGAAGUGAGUUAUACUUCAUAUUGGGACCAUGUUCUCGACUUCUGGAAGAAGCAGACCACACUCAAUAUGUUAUUAUUGAAAUACGAAUAUAUGAUAGCUGACUUGCCUGGUGCGAUAAGGAAGUCAGCUGCGUUCCUUGAUAGAACUCUGACUGACGCUCAAGUAAAAGUAUUGGAGGAACAUUUGAAGUUUGCCAGUAUGAAGAAAAAUCCAGCUGUGAAUCAGGAGGAUGUGGUUCGAAGGAACAAGGAGCGGAAUAAAAUCACCGUUGAAGGUUCGUUUAUCCGAAGUGGUAAAGUCGGUGAGUGGAAGGAGAGAUUGCCCGACAACGUGAUCCAAGAAUUUGACAGAUUAACAAAAGAAAGAUUUUCUCCGUACCAUCUCAAUUUCUGA
This is a messenger RNA of Bombus huntii, 924 nucleotides long. Its product is annotated as luciferin sulfotransferase-like. Bases 1 to 924 code for a protein of 307 amino acids. Gene Ontology annotation, molecular function: sulfotransferase activity. Gene Ontology annotation, cellular component: cytoplasm. The transcript is spliced from 5 exons. Gene Ontology annotation, biological process: sulfation. The record is from RefSeq and is a predicted model, not a curated record. Lineage: Eukaryota; Metazoa; Arthropoda; Insecta; Hymenoptera; Apidae.